AUGGCCUUCAAGCUGUUCGUCCUCGCCGCCGUGCUGGCCGUGGCCCGCGCCGGCUACCUGUCCGCCCCCGCCGUCUCCUACGCCGCCCCCGCCGUCUCCUACGCCGCCCCCGCCGUGGCCUACGCCGCCCCCGCUGCCUACGCACCUGCUGCCCUCACGUCGCAGAGCUCCAACAUCCUGAGGAGCUUCGGCAACCUGGGACAGGUGUCCACCUACACCAAGACCAUCGACACGCCCUACUCCAGCGUCACCAAGUCUGACGUCCGCGUCAGCAACGACGCCAUCGCACACGUCGCCGCCCCCGUCGCCUACGCCGCCGCCCCCGCCUACCACGCCCCCGCCUACUACCACGGUUAA
Messenger RNA from Schistocerca piceifrons (Central American locust), 357 nucleotides. RefSeq names its product cuticle protein 67-like. The transcript is spliced from 2 exons. The record is from RefSeq and is a predicted model, not a curated record. NCBI's taxonomy places the organism in Eukaryota, Metazoa, Arthropoda, Insecta, Orthoptera, Acrididae. Bases 1 to 357 code for a protein of 118 amino acids.